AUGGCUCUUCGAUUACUAUUGUCAAAUCGUAUAAUAAUCCCUCAACGUGCAGUAUUCACACGUUUUUGUCGUUAUUAUACUCCUCUUACUUUCGAUUAUCGGUCGAACACUACUUUACCACAUGUGCUCAAUUCUUCCAUCUACUGCCCGUCAUUGAAAAUCAAUGCAAAAUUAUUGUCAGUAAAUCAUACACAUCUUUUAACAUUUCAAUCCGCUUCGUUAUCGUCAUCGUCAUCCGAUAGUAACGCACCAUCAAGUCCAUCGGAUGGUAACUCGUCAUCAUCAUCAUCAUCAUUUUCAUCUUCCAAUGAUGGCAAGAGUCGGGAUGACGAUGGUGAUGGAGGAAAUGAGCAAGGAGAUGCUACUGUACCUGUUGUUAUUCAACCAGGAAAUCCUUUGAUGCCUGUUGAAGUUCCUGAGAAUUAUCCUAUUGUUCCUUUGAUACCUGUGACGCGUCAUCCUUUAUUUCCGAAAUUCAUCAAAAUGCUUGAAAUUACAAAUAAAGACUUGAUGGAUUUGAUUCGACGAAAAGUGAAAUUGAAUCAACCUUAUGCUGGAAUCUUUUUACGAAAAGAAACACCCGAAACAACAACUACCACUGCUACUACUGGCGAAAAACCACCAGCAGAGUCGCCAAAAGAGAAGGAAAAAGAAAAAGAGAAAAAUGCGAACAUAGUGUCAUCGGAUGUCAUUAAAAAUCUUGAUGAAGUUUAUAAAAUUGGUUCAUUUGUACAAAUACAUGAAGUACAUGAUAUGGGCGAUCGAUUACGUAUGAUUGUCAUGGCUCAUCGACGAAUUAAAAUUGUCGGUCUCGUGUCUGACGAAAUCGCCGUAGAAGACGUCGAUCGUCGUCGUCCACCACCGACGCCAACAAAAUCCAAUGGAAAUCGAAGACGACAAAGACGAAAGGAUGAUCCAGUCGUUGCUGCUGAAGAACCGAUUUCAGAGCCUACUUCACCAUCAGUUAGUGAGGAACCUAUCGUUGUGAAUAAAAUUCUAUUGGUCAAUACUGAAAAUGUCAAACACGAUGAAUAUACGCAAACGCCAGAAUUGAAAGCAUUGACUGCAGAAUUAGUGAAAACUAUUCGAGAUAUUGUCGCUUUGAAUCCAUUCUAUAGAGAAUCCAUAGCUGCACUUAUACAUAGUGGUCAGCGUGCUGAUCAUCCUGUUUAUUUAAGCGAUUUGGGUGCAGCUCUGACAAGUGCUGAAGGUGCUGAACAACAAGCUGUCAUGGAAGAAAUGAAUAUUCCAAAUCGAUUAAUGUUAACAUUGAAUCUAUUGAAAAAAGAAUUGGAAAUGAGUCGUCUUCAACAAAAGAUCGGCAAAGAAGUGGAAGAGAAAGUGAAUAAACAACAUCGAAAAUUUAUGUUAAUGGAACAACUACGUGUGAUUAAAAAAGAAUUAGGCUUGGAAAAAGAUGAUAAAGAGGCAAUGAAUGAUAAAUUUCGUACAAGAUUGAAAGAUCUUGUCAUCCCACCUAAUGUUAAAACGGUUAUUGAUGAAGAAUUGGAACGAUUAAACGUUCUGGAAAAGCAUUCAGCUGAAUUCAAUAUUUGCACCAAUUAUUUGGAUUGGUUAACAAGUCUUCCAUGGGGAAAGAUAAGCGAAGAAAAAACUGAUCUUCAUCAUGCACAAGAAGUGCUCGAUGAAGAUCAUCAUGGAAUGGAAGAUAUCAAGAAACGAAUUCUUGAAUUCAUUGCAGUUAGUCAUUUGAAAAAAUCGACUCAUGGAAAAAUUCUCUGUUUUCACGGACCACCAGGUGUUGGAAAGACUAGUGUUGCAAAAUCGAUUGCACGAGCAUUGAAUCGAGAAUAUUUUCGGUUCAGUGUCGGAGGUAUGCAUGAUACGGCUGAAAUUAAAGGUCAUCGUCGAACUUAUGUCGGAGCCAUGCCUGGUAAAAUGAUUCAAUGUUUAAAGAAAACGAAGACAGAAAAUCCAUUGGUAUUGAUUGAUGAAAUUGAUAAAAUCGGUCGUGGUGGUUUUCAUGGUGAUCCAUCUGCUGCACUUCUCGAAAUGCUUGAUCCAGAACAAAAUGCCAAUUUUCUUGAUCAUUAUCUCGAUGUUCCAGUUGAUCUUUCAAAAGUACUAUUUAUAUGCACCGCUAAUGUACUGGAUACGAUUCCUGACCCGUUAAGAGAUCGUAUGGAACUUAUUGAAGUAUCUGGAUAUGUAGCUGAAGAAAAGCUAGCUAUUGCAAAAAAUUACUUGAUUCCAUUAGCUAUUAAACAAACCGCUGUGAAGGAAAAUAAUAUAGAAAUAUCCGAUAGCGCUUUGAUGCGAUUGAUCAAAGCGUAUUGCCGCGAAAGCGGUGUUCGUAAUUUACAAAAGCAUAUCGAAAAGAUUUUUCGAAAAGUUGCGUUUAAAAUCGUGAAAGAAGGUGAGAAUAAAGUCGUUGUCGACGAAAGCAAUCUUCAAGAAUUUGUUGGUAAACCCGUGUAUACAUCCGAUCGAAUGUAUGAAUUAACCCCACCUGGCGUUUCGAUGGGUUUAGCAUGGACAGCAAGUGGUGGUAGUGUUCUUUUCAUUGAAUCACGUUUAAUCAAUCCAACCGAAGCAUUUGGAACAUCUGAUGCAUCAAGUAAAGACGAUAAGAGCAGUGGACUAGCCGGUAGUCUAACAUUGACUGGUAAACUGGGCGAUGUGAUGCAAGAAAGUUGUAAGAUUGCUUUAACUUAUGCUAAAUCAUUUCUACAACAAAUCGAUCCAAAAAAUCGAUCAUUACGCAUCGGUCACAUUCAUGUGCAUGUACCUGAAGGCGCAACACCUAAAGAUGGUCCAUCAGCUGGUUGUACCAUUGUCACAGCACUUCUGUCACUUGCUCUGAAUAAACCAAUAAAACAAAAUGUUGCAAUGACUGGCGAAGUAUCAUUAACUGGCCGAGUGUUACCUGUCGGUGGUAUCAAAGAAAAAGUCAUCGCUGCAAAACGAGCGAAUGUUCAUACAGUGAUUUUACCACAUGAAAAUCAAAAAGAUUACAAUGAUUUACAGGAUUUUAUCAAAGAUGGUCUCACAAUUCAUUUCGCGAAAACAUAUGAUGAUGUUUACAAGAUCGUAUUCGAAGAUUAA
Messenger RNA from Adineta ricciae, 3066 nucleotides. Lineage: Eukaryota; Metazoa; Rotifera; Eurotatoria; Adinetida; Adinetidae. The record is from the annotation of a GenBank genome assembly.